AUUUUCGGCCUGACGAGGGGGAGCGCGCAUGCGUAUAGCGGCGCCCGCACCCUGACUAGGGCCGGGACCUCAGCAAGUGUGAUGUCAAAAAACACGUUAUUCUUUCCCCUCAUUCCAGUAACCCAGUACGUCUUAAUAAAAGGGAUUAUUCAUAAAUGCUGGCUUCCCUUUUAAACGAACUACAUUUACACGUUUAUAUGCAGUCGCGUUCGGUGCAGUGACUGUGAUACGCCUAUCCGGAUAAGCUUUUGAUAGCAGUGAUAAAAAUUGCAUAUACUUUCUUUCAUUCACAGCUAGUGCGGAUAUUUGCGGUUAUUUCUAGUAUACGUACGAUAAAACUAUGUAAUGAACCAUUCAGACUAUGUGAUAUCUAGAUGUGAUAAUGUGGGUGUUGUGAUAGUGUCAUUGAGCGGGCACACCGGCGACCUAAGCACAAUGGGAUGACCGGAAAUACGGAUUCAUGGAAAAGGUUUGGCGUCGAGUUGGUCUCCAUUCCUCCCGCAAGAAGAGGGAUGGAAGCGGAACGAGCCAGGAAGUGACGUCAUCCGCUCCACCUGAGGCCGAGUAUCAGAACAUACAUACGCUGAGAACAGCUGAUUUGAUAAGACAAAGACAGGGGGACGAGAAGUCGACGCUGCGUUCUUCUUACAUUAUAAGGAACGGGGAUAAUUUUAUUCUUGUGGAGAGAAGGCGUAGGCGGCGCCGCAGAAGUGGUACCAGGGCUUCAUCGGGCAGCAGGCACCAUACGCCCCCGGUGGAGGAGACUCGCGAGACACGCACGGAGCAGAAGCGACGGCCUCCGGCUCGGCUGAAGAUCUUUGGUAUUCAAUGGCCAUUGCAUUCUAGUGACUCCAGACACACAUCGAUCACCCGGCGGUUCUGCCGCGGCCGCCGCUCCCGCGACGACAACGAGCUCUACCGCUCUAACAGCUUCAAGUUCGAGCGGUUCACGCGCGAGCAGCCGGCGGAUGAGUUCGCUUCUCAGGCCGCCCUUUGCGCUGACUACAGCGUGCCGGCAGACUGCAUAGCCGGACCCGCUCCCCGACCUAGCUCCUUCCAUGAAAUAUCUGCACCUAAAGUUGAGUUUAUAGAGGCGUACUGCACGCCUCGCGACACAGCGCGCCGGUCGCCUCAGCGCAACCGCCGUUCACGCGAACAACGCCGUUCCCCCGACUCCGCCAGAUGGCGCUACGACACACGCCGUAGCAACUACGACUUCGACUCGUGCCGUCGUCCCUACGACUACGAAUCCGGACGACGAUACCCUGGCAGAGAAUUCGACGGGGACUCCGGCAGACGCGUAGAAUUUGACGCGGAGUCAGCUCGAAGACGGGCUGACUACGAAUCGGCUAGGCGGACAGACUUUGAUUUGUCGGCUCCUGGCGUGUCCAGGAGAAGCCCUGAGAGCGCGCCAGAAGGCUCAGCCGAGUCACCGCCAGAGCCGGCCCCGUCGGCGCCGCUGAGACACGAGCGACAGCCCAGACAUCGCUCACAACCUUACUACGAAUCUGAAUCAACAUCCGAAGAUCCUUCGUCAUCGACGGACGGAGAGGAAGACGAAUUCGGUGAAUUCGAUCCUUUCGCAACAGCGCCAUCUCUGCAUUCUCCCGAUAGCGGUCGCUCGGACCCGAGAUACGCUAACGCGCCGCGUAGGAACCCUAGUCCUUAUUACUACGGCGACCUGUUCAAAACGUCUGCUCCUCCGCAACCGGCACCGUCUGCCCCAACGGCGUCCACAACUUCUUCAUCACGCGGCCCGCGGUAUAGAAAAUCCGCCAGCCUAGACGCCCCGCACGUCGCUGCGCGCCCUAAUUUGCCCAAGCGAUUCUCUGUCGCUGAGGAUGGCUUUCGUGAGCUAGAGCGGUCAUCAUCUUCGUCGGGUGAGAGCGCGUGGAUGCCGCCAAGGCGCCGUGGGCGUGACGCGGCCGGCUGCGUGUGCGCCGCGCCUGAAGAUGUAGAGGAGCACCGACCUUCUCGUAGCGUCUUUUACGUGCCGGCGCCGCUGCCACGCUGGCCGCAAGAGAUGAGCACCCGCCAAAUUUACGAAACAGCGUUUGACUGUAAAAUCGCACGCUCAGACGAUGACUUGGACGAUUUUGAUCGCGUCAGCAACCAUCCUGCACUUUUACAAGCUGAGGACAGGAAAGUCAUAUCUUCCGCAUCGUCCGCCUUUGAGGCUGUAGAACGUGGUGAACCAGAUUAUAAAGGCCGCCGAAAAGUUACAAUGAAAACUGAUAGUGUCCGUCGAUCAAAGAUUCCCACUAUCCGUCAGAAAAGAGAAAACGAAAGCAAUGCGUCAGCUUUGUCUGAGGAGCUUGAAAAAAUACACAUUGAUGAGGAAGACCGCAACGCUUCAACUUCUCAAUUACCACUACGUGGUUACACGCCGUCACCUCCGUCAACCGCUCCCCUGCCUACAAAAUUUCAGCAAAAAGACGGCUCUGCCAUGAAUAGCAUCAAAAGUGCCCCAAACUUGCCGCAGUCGCAACCAGCGCAUCCGCGACUGAAGGACUUACGGUUACCUGUUAAAUCUUUAAGAGCAAGAGAAACACCAACAAGCAGCGACGCUAGCAUGGUCGAUUUAAAGGGUUCUGCGUCCACUGAACUGGACGCUGCGCAACGUUUAACCGCUGGUCGCGAAUCUCGCGACACUGAUGACGAGAGGGGGCAAUCGAAGGACGGUAUUUUUUUAGAGAUUAAGGGCCGACCCACUUCCGAUUCUGACACACCAGAACUGAAUCGACAUACGGGGCCAAAGGGGGUCGGUCCUAUAAUGGAAUUCAAAGGCAGGCCCGGGGCUCCACGUCCGAGGCGCAAAUACUCAAGCACCGAAAGUAUGGCAACUAGCAGUAGCGGCGGAAGUAUGGAAUCCCUUAGGAGUAGCACUAGCGAGGACAGGAGCAGUAGUAGUUCAGAAAGUCGACGGUCGUCUUCUCUAAGUUCACAUAGUUCAGAUUCCGGUAAUGUCCCAUUUACAAAAUCGCAUCAUAUGCAACUGUCGGGGUUUGGACAUCACACUAACAAACUUCAUAUUCUUAGUCCUAUAUCGGACAAAUCAUCGCAAGAACCUGCGUCCGAAACUUCCGAUAACAAUAGAAACAACAACUCUCAAAAAGUAUCUCCUGAGGACGUCGAAACUGGAAAUACAAUACAGACGACUGUUGAAAUUGUAGCAAAGCCUAAAAGGCGUGCACUACAAAACCGGAAUCUACUAAAUCUUACUUUCCGACAUUCGACAACGGCCGGUGACGCCGAAAUACAAGGAUCUGAUAGUGGUAUAUCAAUUCACUCCCGAGAAGGUGUCGACUCAAGAAACACAUUUAUCAACUUCAAGAACAGUAAUACUGAAGAAGAGCGUAAAGAUCCGGACCAAGAUCUUUCUGAUCUUCCAUUCGACAUGCCGAAGUUAAGAAGACGACGAGCUGAAGCUGAAGCUGAUCUCAGAACGCUGCCUUUUGAUAUGCCCAAAUUACGCCGCAAAUUGCGAGGACAAUCGCUGCAGCUAAACAAUGACUUUGGAAAUGUCAUUUCAAAUGCAUCUUCCAGCCAAAGCGUCCAGGACUUAAAUCUAGGUAACAAGCAUAAAGACAAAUUGACGUUGAACUUUGAUAGUGGAAGUGGUUCCGGCAGUUCUAAGGGGUUGCAUCUGAACCUAGGACCCAUCAUUCCACCGAGGGAUCUUGUCGACGCAACGCUACCGCUUGAUAGACAAGGGUGGUAUCACGGGACGCUAACGCGCGUCGAAGCAGAAAGUUUGCUAAGGAAUGCAGAUGAAGGUGCUUUCCUAGUUCGAAACAGCGAAUCUGCAAAACACGACUAUUCGUUAAGUUUAAAGUCAACACGUGGUUUCAUGCAUAUGCGAAUCUGCCGUAAUACCGAGGGGUACACCUUGGGCGGCGCAACCACGGCUUUCCCCACCGUCCCUGCCCUGAUGCGUCACUACGUCACCGCACAAAGACUGCCAGUGAGAGGGGCGGAGCACAUGGCCUUAUCCACACCUUUACCCGCUGUUCUACUGUGAGCAUGUCACUUCGACUUUUGGGAACUAAAAAAGCUGUGAAAAAACUUCGAGGAUAAUCAAGAGGGAUUAUUAAGAAGUUACCCUGAUCUGACGGAAUCAGAUACGAGAGGAUAUUUUAGUAUUCCUAAACCUUUACGUUUUGAUUGCCGUAGCAAGAAGCACAAUGCUAUUUAAUGUAUUUUUAAGAUAAAAGGACCCAGUGAAAAUUACCAAAGAAUUAGAUUGUAAUUAUAAAGAUCAUUUGCUAUGGCAAAAAUGCUUCAUGUAUAAUUGAUGCCCAGAAUUGUGUAGUCUGCGCUAUGAAAGAAGUUUCGAGAGACGGUUGUUUCUUUGAUUGCACAUACUACAGCUGUAUUCUGCGUCUCAGUAGCACUGCUAUUAUGCUAGUCCCAUAUCGCGGCAACUUGUACAAAGAAUAUUAUAAUUAUUUAUUCACAUAUUAAUCAGACAGCAUUAUUUCAAUAUGUAACGAAAUAGUUACUUUUGUUUAUUACGCUAUGUAUCAGUUAACUUAAGCAUAUAUAAUUUAGCUAUUCGAUAAACGAUUGACGCAAGCAAUGAUUAUUGAUAACCUUACAAUAGUAAAAAUAUGUUAUGCUAUAACCGUAUUAUUCGACAGCUAUUUACGCAAUUAUACUGUAUACAACUAUUUAUUGAUUCAACGCUAUAAUAAGUGCAGCCCUAGUAGCACGGUCGCAUUUUUAUCACUUGUCACCAUGCCUGUCACGUUCUAACAAGUAUGUAAGUGCGAAAGUGACGGGCAUAGUGAUAGUCGAUAAAAAUGGAACCAUGCUGAGCCCGCUGUUAUGUAUAUAAUUAUCGAUAUUUACUUAUAUUUUAAUCAAGGCCUAAAACUGAAUAAUAAUAUCCGUUUGCAAAGAAACUCCGCAUUUUAAUGGAAAUAUACCAUUUAAAUAUGUAAGAGAAGGUGUGUGCGUGUAUUUUUUAUGUUAUACCUAAUGUUGUAUUUUCUUAUACAUAUAAGAAGGUCAAUAUUAAACGAUCAGUGUGUCUGUAGUAGAUCGUACGUGCGGAUAACAAGUUCCGCAAUCUUGUUUGUUGAUGCCAGGUUGAAAACGAUGAUAACUGGUGUAAUUGGUGACUGUUAGUAGAAGCCAAAGUAGGCACUAAAACUUAGUAUUAUUUCGUGGGCUUUUUCAAUGGAAGUUUAUGCUUUUGGCUGCCUCAAUUUUUAUUCCAGUAUGACUGAUACCUACAUAUUGAUAGGGACUCGCGAAAAUGCAUUUCUUUGUGAAUCAGAACUGUAUUGUAAGGAUUUUAUUUAAUAGUAAGCUUACGCCAGUGUAAUGUAACGGCACUUAAAUUCUGUAUUUACUAUAGAAAAGAUUGCACGUGUUAUGUAACUUUCACAUUGACUUAUUUAAUAUUUUUGUUAAGGAUUAGAUUUAAGUAGAUUAUGGCAAAAUGGGGCCCUUGAAUGAUUCACGGUAUAAACCCGAUCAUGGAACGCCAUCAGCCACGGGUAUGACCUGGCGUGUAGUAUAGUGGAUUCAGUAGACGCCAUGUUAAAACUUAUUUCUGUGAUUUUGAUACAAGUAAAGCCAAAAAAUGUUGCAUGUUUAGUUAAAUACAGCUCUUAAUAUUUAUUUUUUAAUUUAAUCCUUUAUUCAGUCGCUAACAAAACAAUUGAAAAACGUAAUUUACGAUCACAGUUUUCUUCUAUAUUUUUUUUUGCUAUGAAACCGUGUGUUGGGUUCUUUAUGUGGUUAGUGACUGUCAAAUUGAUGAAAAUCAAAACGAUCUCAUAUUCUUCCUCUUAAUGCUUCAGUUACCUUAGACUUAAUUUAUUUAAUUUGUACCUGAUUUUGAAAUAAUAUACGUUGUUUGAAACUUAAAUUACGUUUUUAACAGAUUUAUUUUGUUAUAAUUAAUGGUUUACUUAUAGCUAUAGUAAUAGUAGUACUAAUCAGUAGUUUUGUAUGGGAACGAGCGAAUUUCGAUGUAUGUGAGACAGUUUUACACGAUAUAUGUACGUAAGCAUUAAACCACCGCAGCGCAGCUUAUGCAAGCGUGCAACUAAUUUUACCUAAAUAGAUUUUAAUCAUAGUUAAUAAGUAAGCCUAGCAUACCAUGGGUCGGAAGCUAUCUUAACUUAGAUGUUUUUCUUAGAAACGAAAAUUAAUGACUUACCUAACUAUUAUUAUAGAAAAAUAAAUAAGAUUUCCUAGCUCCCCUCAUGGUUAUUGUUAGCUCUCAAAUAUUAUGUAGUAAACGCAUAAUGGACGAUAGGAUAGUAAUAUAUUGUUAAAUUCUAAAUUUCUAAAAUUUUGAAAACGUGUCAAAUUUUUUUUUUUCAAAAAUGAGGAUGUAGGUCCGGAUCAAAAGUUAGGUAAAAAUUAUAGCUUAACGUAGUUAUAAUCAAUUGUAAUUUUGAAAAUGUAGUUUGAAAUUGAUGAAAUAAAUUCCUUAAAAAAUA
This is a messenger RNA of Cydia splendana, 6458 nucleotides long. RefSeq lists its product as uncharacterized. The transcript is spliced from 8 exons. Gene Ontology annotation, molecular function: phosphotyrosine residue binding. The coding region runs from base 461 to 4021 and encodes 1186 amino acids. NCBI's taxonomy places the organism in Eukaryota, Metazoa, Arthropoda, Insecta, Lepidoptera, Tortricidae. The record is from RefSeq and is a predicted model, not a curated record.